UCGUCGUCGUGCCGUUCCGUGCACUGCUCGAGAAUCUGCUGGCAAAGGCAAGAGCGAGAGGUAUCGACAGCAUCGAGUGGAGGAGUGCGGCGACCCGUCGUGCUACAUUGGUGUUCGUCAGUGCAGACAACGUCGCUGGCACCGGCUUCAUCGGACACUUGAAGCAGUGGGAGCAGAAGGGUGUAUUACGACGAGUGUUCUUAGACGAGGCACAUCUCGCAUUCAAGGACAAUCACUGGCGAGCAAAGCUAGCCGGGCUACAUCAGCUUAGAGGCACUCGAUGUCCGCUGGUAAUGCUCACUGCGACGCUACCGAAAACACUCGUGCCGGAACUAGAGCACUGCAUGGCAGCGCAAUACGCUCGAUACAUCCGCUGCUUAACGAUCCGAGCGCGCACUCGAUACAUCGUCGAAGAGGUGAAGCGAGGGACGCUCCGCGAGCGGGUCUUGGAUCUGUGCCGUCGUAUACAGGUGCAGCUGGGUCAGAACCGCGGCGUGGUGUACUGUAAAAGCCGUGCCGAGUGCGAGGAGCUAGCGAGAGAGUUGGGAGUGAUAUAUUUUAGGGGGCAAGAGGCCGACAACCCGGAGCGGCUGGAGCACUGGCUCAAACAGAACGGCUUGAUCGUGGCGACGUCUGCGCUCGGGACAGGCGUGGACUUUGAGCGGAUCGUGUUCACGCUGCACGUCGACAUCCCGUAUGGCAUGGUCGAUUACGCACAGGAGUCAGGCCGAGGGGGGAGGGCUGGUGAGGACGUGGAUUCGCUCUUGAUCUACGAGCAGGGUGGCGCAGACCGGGCAUACAAGCGAGCACGCAACUGCGACGAGCGUGCGAUUGCGAAUUUCGUCAGGACGCAGGGCUGUCGUCGCAAGGUCAAAGGCUUAUAUCUGGACGGAGAAGAGGUAUCGUGUGGUCAAGGAGAUCUCGCGCGGUGCGACAACUGCGGAGAAGGCGUGACUGCGCUCGAACGACGGUAUAAGCAGGAGGCACAUGAGCGCCGGUUGUUUGAAGAGACGAUGGACAGCUUAGUGGACUUUUGCGCCGCUUGUUGGGUGGGUAACAGCUCAGACAGCGACAGUUGGGAGCAUUCGGCAAAGGACUGCGCGAUGGCUCAUCCGGCUGCUGAGGUGGAUGCGUUUCGAGGUCAGCUCCGCUUCGACAAGGACACACAUAGCUGCUACAAAUGUGGCAUCAGUCAGAGGCUAUGCCGGACAGGAGAAGACUCGAAGCAGGUAUGUCAGUGGCCGGGCCGAGUGGCGCCGUUGCUAUACGCACUUGUUCAGAGCGAGAAUCGACUACAUACGCUAUAUAACGCUGGAUACGACGAGGACAGCUUGGAUGUAGCUGCAUGUGUGCAGUGGCUCGGUCGACGACACCCGCGUCGGGUCUGGAACGAGGUCGUCAGCAACGGAAUGGCAGUGCUAGUCCGAGCAAUUGUCGAAGCACACGCAGUCGAGCCGAGUCAAGUGAGUCAGGCGGUAUUGAGUAGAACGGGUAGUCCGGAGGUGGGAGAGCUCCCGAGCAGUCCGCCGCUGCAGGCGUCUACAAGACUGAUAGACGUCGAGGAAGAGGCAGCUUUCGCAAGUGAGGGCGACGGGCUUAUCGAGUUGCUUAGUGACUGGGCUGAUCAGGGGGACGGUAGCGUAGAGCACGACGGGCUAGGCUUCGUUGGAGCGGAUAUCGAGGAGGCAUGUCAGUCGGAGCUCAAAGAGAUGGAUGCAAGCAGUGAGGCAGGUGAAGAGGUGGAUCACAGAGCCGAUAUUGCUAUAGAGUCGACAUCGGUCGCGUUGCAGCCGCGAAGAGAUAGCAGUGUCGAGUACGGGGAGUUGCAGCCCGAGCAGUUCAAGGGUUUGUUGCAGGCGUGGCGGGGUCAGUGCAGUAUUUGUCUCGUUCGAGGGUUGGACGGCCGGCGACAUCCGUGGAGAAGCUGCAGUUAUGUCGAGGCGCGAGGGGGCAUGGACUCACGGCGAUCAUUACUAGGGCAGGUGCGAUACCGCUACAGUGCAUGUUUCCAAUGUCAUGCGCCGCAGGCACUAUGCGAUAUGUGGCAGGGGCAGCGCAUCGGUAGGCAGUGGAGGUUCAAGCGCGUACACGGAGCGCAGUGUCAGUUCGAGGACGUGGUGAAGGACAUGGGAGCAGCGAUUUGGGCAGUACGAGGAGGGGAAAUUCAGGGAUGGAUUGCACAGCAGGCAGACGGGCCGGCGGCGCUCAGGACAGGCGAAAAGGGUGUUUUGGAGUGGUUUGGCGGGCAGUUUAUAGCCGGUGGGAUCGAGGUGUCGGGGUUGUAUAGGCCGCUCAAUGAGGAUUCGGACGAAGUCGAGCAAAAGAAGCACGGAAGCACGAUAGCGACAGGGUUAGGGUUAGGCGAAGAUGGGGGACAGUUGAAGAGUAGGUUUGGGAUACCCGACGGAGCUGAGCGGAUCGGGAAGGAGCAAAUGCAUAAAUGA
Zasmidium cellare ATCC 36951 is the source of this 2444-nucleotide messenger RNA. RefSeq lists its product as uncharacterized. NCBI's taxonomy places the organism in Eukaryota, Fungi, Ascomycota, Dothideomycetes, Mycosphaerellales, Mycosphaerellaceae. The annotation marks the transcript as partial. Gene Ontology annotation, biological process: double-strand break repair via homologous recombination. Gene Ontology annotation, molecular function: 3'-5' DNA helicase activity; four-way junction helicase activity. Gene Ontology annotation, cellular component: cytoplasm; chromosome. The record is from RefSeq and is a predicted model, not a curated record. The transcript has 2 exons.